GGGCGGGCGAGGGGGGAGCGACAUACUCGACUUAUUGCACUGUAGCCCCCGCGCGUGUGCACGACUGUAGACUAGACUGACUAUGACUUCGUUCCAGGACAUCUCCCCGGAUGUGGCGCCCGCGCUGCUGCCGGCGUACCGCGAGCUGCUGCCGGCGACAGCCGAGGAGGCUGCGGCGAAUCCGUCAGCAGAGUCGCUCGACCUGGCUGCGGAGCGGGCUCGGUCAUGGCUGCCUGUGGAAGAGCUGACGGCGAUUCUGGAGGGCGGCGAGGACAAGGUAGCGGCGAAGCAGGCGGCACGCAAGAUCCUGGAAGACUCGGGGCUGGCUGCGCUCAAGGCUGGCCUGCCCAAGUACUACGUGCCGCGCGCCGAGGCUGUGGCCAACGCACAUGCGCGACAGGCGGCGCUGCUGGAAGCUGCCGAGGGUGCCGGGCUGGAUGUGACAGAUCCCAAGGUGCUGUACGCACUUCGCGAGCACGUCCACGACGAGCUGCCGACGGACCUCCAGUGGGUCAUGUUCUCUCCCAACAUCGGAGUGCUCUUUGACGAGGAGCAGGUGGCCAAAUGGAAGCCGGCUGCAGACUCGUACGCGAUUCUCGGCGCGUACGCCCAGACCGAGCUCGGGCACGGCUCCAACGUCCGCGGGCUGCAGACGACGGCAACGUAUGAUCCGGAAACGGACGAGUUUGUGAUCGAGACGCCAGACCUGGCGGCGCUCAAGUGGUGGCCAGGAACGCUCGGCAAGACCGCCAACUACGCCGUGGUCUACGCGCGGCUGCUGUUGAACGGGACUGACCACGGCAUUCACAACUUUCUGGUUCCGCUCCGCGACCGCGAGACCCACGAGCUUCUCCCGGGAGUAUACACCGGCGACAUCGGGCCGAAGCUCGGGUACAACAUGCAGGACAACGGGUGGGCCGUUUUUAACAAGGUCCGUAUCCCUCGUGAAAACAUGGCGAUGAAGUACGCACGAGUGACGCGCGAGGGCGAGUACGAGCCGGCACGCGGAGCAUCGCGCAAGCUCCUCUACUCGUCGAUGCUCGGGGUGCGGGCUUUUAUUGUGGCGUCGUCGGGAACCGAGCUCUCUGCGGCGGUCACGAUUGCGCUGCGGUAUUCUGCGGUGCGGCGGCAGGGAUUUAAGGACGGGUCCGACUCUGAUGAGUAUGCCGUGAUCGAGUACCCGCUCCAGCAGUUCCGGCUCUUCCCGCUCCUGGCGGCUAGCUAUGUCUUCAAGUUUAUGGGGGCGACCAUCCACGAGCUCCACGAGGAGCUGCUUACGGCGAUCGAGGACAAUUCGAGUCUCGCGGUGCUGCCGGACUUGCACGCGACAUCGUCCGGGCUCAAGGCUGUGUGCUCGACCAUCAAGGCUGCUGGGAUUGAGGAGUGCCGGCUGGCGUGCGGCGGGCAUGGGUAUCUGCGUGCGUCGGGCUUUCCGGACCUCUACACCCACGGCGUGCACCACAACACGGUGGAAGGCGACAACUACAUGAUCACCGGGCAGACGACUAAGUACCUACUUAAGGUCUUUACUGCUGCGGCAACGGCCGGGUCUCCGGACAAGGCGCGCGAGGUGCUAGACUCGCUCUCGGCACGUUUUCAGUACCUGGGCGAGGCGCUGGCGCUGGCCGCCGACAAGCCCAGCCCGCGUGCGAGUGCAGCGACGACUAGCGAGUGGCGGAGGCCCGAGACGCUCGAGACCGCGUUUGGACACCGCGCCGCGUUCAAGCUCGCAUCGCUGGCGAGCCAGCUGCGAAAGGCAGUGGCCAGCGACGGGGUCUCGCAGGCGGAGGCGUGGCGGGUGGCCCUCAUCGAGGUCAACCAGGUGGCGUGGGCGCACUCGAUGUUUGUGCUUGUGCAGAACUACUUUGCGCGUGUGGCCGAGCUCAAGACGGAUGCGGCGGUGGCAAGCAUUCUCCGCGACCUCGGCGCGCUCUUUGCGCUCCACCAGAUGGAGACCCACAUCGGUGACUGGCUGGAGGAUGGGUACGUGAGCGCAGAGCAAGCCGGGCUGGUUCGGGGUGCAGUCCGCGAGCUCCUUGUCGAGCUUCGACCGCACACCAUCCGGCUUGUGGACGCCUUUGACCACUCGGACGAGAAGCUCGGCUCGGUGCUUGGGCGGUUUGACGGCGACGUGUACCGUGCACUCUUUGUGGCAUCGUCAUACUCGACGCUCAACAAGGACGAGCCGAGCAAGGUGUGGAAGGCGACGCUCAAGGACAUGAUGGAUGCUGGCGCGCGCCGGGUCGGCCCCGGCAUGCUGGCAUCGUCGCUGUGAGGCCAAUGUAACCAAUAAAGGUACUGUGGU
This is a messenger RNA of Thecamonas trahens ATCC 50062, 2305 nucleotides long. Its product is annotated as palmitoyl-CoA oxidase. Bases 83 to 2275 code for a protein of 730 amino acids. Gene Ontology annotation, cellular component: peroxisome. The transcript has a single exon. Gene Ontology annotation, molecular function: acyl-CoA oxidase activity; FAD binding; fatty acid binding. Gene Ontology annotation, biological process: fatty acid beta-oxidation using acyl-CoA oxidase; lipid homeostasis. Lineage: Eukaryota; Apusomonadida; Apusomonadidae. The record is from RefSeq and is a predicted model, not a curated record.